Molecule: messenger RNA, 1249 nt
Organism: Pelagomonas calceolata
Lineage: Eukaryota; Pelagophyceae; Pelagomonadales; Pelagomonadaceae
Source: the annotation of a GenBank genome assembly
GGGCAGCCACCUGGUCCCGCUUCGUACCUGGUCCGGUCAUUUCUGGGCCGUCACGGAACGCCAGGCAUCGCGCGCACCCACGCCUGCCGCCACGGUACCUGCUCCGGUCAUUUCUGGGCCGUCCCGGAAGGCCAGGCACCCACGCCGGCCGCCGCGGCAGCCUCCCGACACCCAGGACAAGGGGCAGCCACGGGAGUGGAACACGGGGCAGCGUAAGCAUGUCGCGCGACAUCCUCAGCGGCCUGCCCGACGCGACGCGCGGCGAGAUUAUCAGUUUCAUGACCUUUUUUAAAGGAGAGCGCGCGCGGACGCUCGAGGCCCUCGACGGCGACUUCGAGGACUGCCUCGAGGACAGAAUUAGAGGGGUGGACCCGCCGUUUAGCCUCGAGGACGUCACGAGUGCCGUGGACCACCUCCAGGUCGUGGUCAAGGACGGGGUCGAGAGAGAUCUGAAGAAGAUCGUGAACAUGAACGUGUUGUUGCUCAAGAACCUGCUGGCGACGGCGCAGCAGCGCGGCGUCCGGUUGCGGGUCGACACGUCCGUGAUCGAGGACGAAGCCUUGCUGAGGCAGGUCGACGCCCUGAAGCUGACGGGCGGGUCUUUCAGUCCCGCGGAGCCCAAGGGGCCGUCCGCGAGCUUCGAUGAUUUGACGUCGAAAGAGGAGCAGAAAGCGCUCGAGCGGACGAACGAUAGACUGGUCCAGGACAAUACCACGCUCCAGAAGGAUUUAAGACGGCUCCAGGCCCAGAGCGAGCAGGCGGCGCGCGACCAGGCGGACCUCGCGGACGAGGUACGGCGCCUGCGAAAGGAGCUGCGCGCGUCGUCGCCUGUGUGGAAAUCAACCACUGAGUUAGUUGCGUGUGGACCUUCGUGAGCCUCCACGCCAUCGAGCCGACGUGGCCACGGGGACAAUGUCGCGUCGAUGGCGUGGAAUCGCCACGCCAUCGCGCAGACGCAGCUACGGAAAGCACGUCGCGUCGAUGGCGUGGGGCGCCCGAAAUUUGAUUUCCACACAGGUCGUCGCGGAGCCAGGCCGAGGCCAAGGACGACGAGGUCGAGCGGCUCUCGUCGCGGCUGCGCGACGCCGAGGACGGCCUCGAGGCGAAGCUGACGUCGUCGCGGCAGUUCUCGGACCUCAAGCGCCAGCUCCAGAAGAAGAACGAGCUCGUCAGCGACCUCCGCGCGCGGCUCCGGCGGGCGGGGUUGGACGACGACGCGCUCACGGCCGACGACCGGGUGCGCCGCUAA